Molecule: messenger RNA, 2391 nt
Organism: Rubroshorea leprosula
Lineage: Eukaryota; Viridiplantae; Streptophyta; Magnoliopsida; Malvales; Dipterocarpaceae
Source: the annotation of a GenBank genome assembly
UUAUUUCAGAUGUGUUGUCCCUUUUUCUAGGGGUCGUAAAAGGUGCAUUUGGUUUCAUAUGGUUUCAAGGCAUUUGAAAUGACUUUUUUGUGUCUUAGUUUUGAUCCAUUGAAGCUGUUGGACAUCUUGAGGAGCAAAAGGUUGAUGUCCAUAGAUUCAGUGCAGAGAACCAAUUUGAGGCAAUGUCUUGUUUGGUGCAAUCCAUGACUCCUGAGGAGAAAGAAAAUCUUUUCAUGGAAUUACUGCCAUGAAGAUCUUCAAUGCUGAGGAGUAUAAUGCAUCAACUGAGUACUACUGGGAGCCCUUUGUUGUGGAGUCUAAUUCAAACCAUGCAAAAAUUCACUAUCUUGAGGCGGCUGGUGAACCUUGAUGCCAAAUCCAAAAAGGGCAAGAGCUAGGAAGGAGUUGAUGUAAGGGUGUUUGAGAGCUAUGUCAGCCUAAGAUUGAUGCUAGUUAUGGAAACUUGGCAAAUUAGUUAUCCAACAUCAAUCCUCUAGUUUAGAGGGUCUUCUUCAUGAUUAUGCCCUCAACAGAACUGUGGUAUGUUUCGCUUGCUGUUUUCUAUUAAGAAACAAACAUCCCAAAUCUUGAAAUUAAGAAGAUGAUGAUUAUAGCUGCAAGUUUCAGGAGCUGGGAAUGGAAGCCAGGCAGCCACGAGAAGAGAACUGCUUCUAUGAGACAUCUAAUUUAAGAAGCAUCAUAUACUGGGGAGCUGGAUCUAGUCUGGUCAUCAAGAGUAGUUCAUGACAUUUUACAAUAACUAAGAUCAAUUUUCGAGAUUAGAAUAUAAAAAGGAUCUUUGAAAACAUUGCUGAAUAUAGAAGCAUUGGGGACGAAGAACACCAGAUUAGAGACAAGGAAGGAAUGUGCAACCUAUGGUACAAUGGCAACCUCUUUAAGGAGAUUCCAAUAAGAUCAAUAUUGAUGCAGCAAUACAACAAGGGCAAGGCAUAGCCAGGUUUUGGAGUUGUCCUUGGGAACUGUGACAGCAAAGUUACAGGAGCUGUGCAGAGAACUUGUAGGCUUCAAGGAUCAGUUCUUCAUGCUGCGGUUAUGGCUAUUGAUUUUGCAAUGGGGACGGGCAUAGAAUUUGGACACAGAAAUGGCAUCAUUGAAUCAAAUUGUGUUCAAGCCAUGCAAGUAGCUAUGUCUAACAGUGAUUGUUGUCUUCCCUUUGGAGCAAUUGUGGAGGAAUUUCGAGCUAAGAAAUUCCAUUUUGUUUCUCUAUGUUUCCAGCAUUUAAAGGGUAGUGUAACUUGCAAGCGUAAAAGUUGGCUCAGCUACAAUCACCUCUCCACCAUGGGAGGGUGUUUGUAAAUAAGGAAUGUAAAAUCAAGAUGUUUGAUAUUGUCAUACAAAAAAAUGAGUAAUUUUCAUCCUAUUCUUUUCAGAAAGAGAGAAUUGAUAUGUUUGGUAGUGCCGAGUAGAGUAAAUGGCAAUGGAAUUCCCUGCUGAAUUAACAGAGAAGGUGGACAGAGAGCUAUGCUAGAUGAGCAAGCACCAGAGAAGAAGAACAAGAGGAACGGUUCUGCAUGUUCAAUUUUUGAGCUUGUGGAUUAAACAAGAGGAAGGAGAAGAUGAUAGAGAAGCUGCUGCUGUAUAAGAGUUGGAGAACUCGAAGAAAUCCUAGGGAUUCUACCAGGAAUGGUAUUGGGCCUUGUGAGGCUAUAAGUCAGCGCUGGAUUAAAGCUGAGACUACAUGUUGGACAUGUAGAUAUGGCUUUGGAAAGUUUUAUUUGAUGCAAGUAACUGUGUUAUUCUGCUGUGAUUUAAUAUUGAAUUGUCUUGCUAUAUCUAAAGUACAAGCAUGACAGUGCAUAGAGUGCUGUUUAUAUGAGCUAGGUAGAACCCAGUAGUUGGACUGGGAGUAUGAAGAGGGAUAUUUAGAUCCAUUGUGCAGUAGGAAGAACCAUUGGUUGGACCAUUGGUAUGGUGGGAUGUACUCCCACAAGGAAAAAUUCAUGGAUAAGAACUUGCAUUCAUCUGUAUGUUGAACAAGCAUAAGGCUGCCUGUUAUUAUCUUAUGUUUAUUUAUGACACCGAUGAAACUGUUCAGUAGUGAUGAGCAGUGUUUGAUGGAACUGAUUCUGUGCUUCCUGAGGCUUCAUAGCUCAUGGUGUAUUGUUCACCCUGUUUCUGGUUAGCUAGUGACAACAAUUUUUGGGAGACUGAGAGUUUCCUAUGAUUGCUGGUAGUGAACAAGCUUUUCAGGCUUGUUGAGGUAACUUGUAUCUGCCCAAAACUGAAUCCUGGCUCAAUGUUUUGUAAAAGAACUUUGCAUUAUUAGAAUAUGUUUUGUUUACCAAAUGGGGCAUCAAGUGAUUAAGAGCUGAGUUUUAAUCUAGUUUAUUAUGAUAGAAUUUACUGUAUAAAUAAAAGUUACAACUCAAC